Messenger RNA from Paramecium sonneborni, 1098 nucleotides. The record is from the annotation of a GenBank genome assembly. Lineage: Eukaryota; Ciliophora; Oligohymenophorea; Peniculida; Parameciidae.
AUGUAUCUAUAAGCUUCUUAAUAUCUUGUACUUUCAAAUUUGAGAUCUAGCUCUGAACAUAUAAUCUAUAAAGCUGAAAAUAUUUUAGACUCAGAGAUUUGUGUAAUAAAAAUUGAAAAAUCCCCUGGAAUAGGCUAAAUUAAAAAUGAAAUCGAAAUGCUUAAAAAAUUAGUUGGUAUUAUUGGUAUUCCAACACUAAAAUCAAUUGGAAUUACUUCAGAUAAUAAGUAAAUAUUAAAUUAAACAAUUUAGGUCCUUUCUUAUUAUUCCUUUAUAUCACAGUAGUUUAAGAGACCUGAUCACAUAAUAAUAGCCAUAAUUAUCAUUAUCAUAAAUACUAAGAAUUGGAUUGAGUAUUACUGAAAUUUUAGAAAAAAUUCAUUUAAGAAAUAUUGUACAUCUUGAUAUUAAGCCUGAAAAUAUUAUGCUAUCCAAACCAUUAAAAGAUUCAAACAUUUUGCAAGAUAAUGUUAUUCAAAUUAUAGAUUUUGGUUUAUCUUAAGAAUUUAAUGAAAAUUCAAGUUCUUUAAGGAAUAUGUUUAUAGGCUCAUUACAUUUUGCUAGCAGACAGUCACAUAAAGGAGAAUAGCUUGGAUAUAAAGAUGAUUUAGAGAGUUUACUCUAUGUGUUGAUCUACUUAAGAAAUCGUAUAUAUAUAUUUUUUAACUCUUAGUUAAAUUACCAUGGUCCUUCAAACCAUCUUGGGGAUGUCAGAAAUUAGAUAUUAAAAUUAUAGGCAAAAUUAAAUCAUCUCAUUUUAACACUUAAGCAUUAACUUCAAAUUUCCCUCCAUAAUUUUAGGAAAUAAUGUCUUAAAUAAAUUCAUUAAAGCAUAAUACUAUGCCUCAUUAUAAGUAUAUCAAAGAGUUAUUUAUGAUAAUGAUAAAAUAAUCUGAAUUAUCAUUUUUUUUAAUGAAGGAACGAUUUAAAUCAUAAGAUGAAUUUGAUACAUCAAUCUAGGUAGAUCAUUUUUAAGAAGAAGAAGAGGAAAGCUAAGAAGAGAUGGUUAGAUUUGAGACACAUCACUAUAUAAUCUCUAAAGAAAUUGAAAAAUAUAAGACAAAUUAAAUUAAAUCAAUAAGUGAUUUAUAAUUUUGA